Molecule: messenger RNA, 2387 nt
Organism: Striga asiatica
Lineage: Eukaryota; Viridiplantae; Streptophyta; Magnoliopsida; Lamiales; Orobanchaceae
Source: the annotation of a GenBank genome assembly
AAAAAAUAAAAUUAUAUAGGUAUUGUAUUGAUACAAUUCCAAAAAAUUAGGCUUUAUAAUAUAAUUUUACGAAACAAAAAUAUAUGGCUUGUAAUCUCACUUAGUCUUCCACAUACAUACCACCCACAAGGCCACAGGACAAACAAAGCGAAAUAUCAAAGCAGCUUCAAUGGAACAAGAAACUUCUCAAUUCGAGUCCAGCGAGAUGCUAGCGGCGUAUCUGGCGUCGACGCCGCUCCUCGAGGAAUCGUGGCGGCGGUGCCGCAACGCCAACGCCGCCGCUCAGCUGAGCUUCGCCGUCGAUCGGGUGGGGACGGUGGCUUACGUGGCGUUCUCCGGCGUACAGGUGGUUGAUUGCGCGGAAGAAAGUUGCUGGAGUUUGGUAAAUCUGGAAAGUGGCGGCGGAAAGGGGAUUUUCGGUCCGUUUUGCGGCGGCGAUGAGGAAGAACCGGUGAUGGUGCACGGCGGCCUGCUCCGACUUUUUCUCUCCUUUUACCACACCCACAAUUUCCAACAAAAGAUUCACGAAGUGGUGAACGAGUGCAAAUCGGUCAUUUUCACCGGCCACUCCCUCGGCGGAGCCGUAGCUUCCCUCUCGACCCUUUGGCUCCUCUCCAUCCUCCAAACAAUCAACAUCCACGUCAUGUGCAUCACGUUCGGCUCCCCAAUGCUCGGUAACCAAUCCUUCUCACGUGCCGUCCUCCAAGAAAGAUGGGCCGGCCACUUCAUCCACGUCGUGGCCCAAAACGACAUAGUCCCCCGCCUGCUCUUCGCCCCACCAUCCUCUUUCAUGGACCAUCUGCCAGCCCUCAUCCACUUCUGGCACUCGUCGAUGACCUCAUGCAUCGUUCCCAACUUUUCAUGCGGCAGUCUAACCGAGCUCUGCAGUGUGAUAGCAUCAUGUCUGGAGGGAGGAAGUGGGGCCCACCGCGGAAGGACCUCGUUCUGGCCAUUUGGUAGCUACAUGUUGUGCACUGGUGACGGGGCAAUCUGCCUCGACAAUGGAGUGGCUAUCGUGAGAUUUCUCUAUCUGAUGCUCGUCAGUUCCUCCUCCUCCUCCUCAUGCGUGAAGGAUCAUCUCGCGUACGAGGAUUGUGUGGGGAGGGCCAGCUGGCGCUACCUCACGAGGAACAUGUCUGCAGACACGUGGUUUUUUUCCGAGUCGAGCACUGAGGCGGGGACUGCGCUCGCGUUGCGUUCGUCCGGAUUGGAUAUUCGUUCCGAGGAGAUCGAACCGAUCGCGAAAAACAGCCUCGCGCUGGCGAGACGGCUCGGGUGCAGUCGCAACCUCAACGCGGCGAAAAUGGCCGUCUCGUUGUCGAAAGUGACCCCACUCCGCGCGCAGAUCGAGUGGUACAAGGCCUUCUGCGACCACCACCACUCAUCUUACUACGACUCGUUCAAGCAAAGGGGCGCCUCCAAGCGCGGCUCCAAGGUCAACAUGAACCGCAUUCGACUCGCCACUUUCUGGGACAAACUCUUAUUCAUGAUCGACGCCAAUCGACUCCCCCACGACUUCCACAAGCUUCCCAAGUACGUCAACGCCUCCCGAUCCUACGCCCUUCUGGUUGAGCCUCUCGAGAUUGCAGAGUACUAUAGGACGGGCGAGCACGAGAAGAAGGGUCACUAUGUAGAGCACGGCCGCGCGAAGAGGUUCAAGGUUUUCGAGAAGUGGUGGCGCGAGAGGAAAGUCGGGGACGAGGAGAAUGGAUCGAGGAGUAGGUUUGCGAGCUUGACCCAAGAUUCGUGCUUUUGGGCUAGGGUUGAGGAGGCUAGGGAUUAUGUGUAUCGGGUCACGAGUGAGGUGGACUCGGGCAGGCAUUUGGAGCUUUUGGAUGAGAUUGGGAGGUUCGAGAGGUACGCACGAGAGGUGGUCGAGAGAAAGGAGGUGUCGGUGGAUGUGUUGGCAAAAGACUCGAGCUAUAGUUUGUUUAAGGAGGAAUGGGAGGUGCUCAAGUGUCAGCUGAAGCUGGGCUCUCAGGAUGGGAUGGUUCAGGAAAUAUGUUUGGAAUGUUUGGAAGCUGAGGGAAAUUUCAUGUCGAUCGGCUUUCCGUGAUGGGAAAAUAUGAUGUUGUGAAUGGUUUGUAGAUGUGAUCCGAUUUAUCUGUGUUUGUGCCGAUUGAUAUAGAUGAAUGAAUAUGUGUUACAUAUUUUGUUGUGGUUAAUUUGGCUGUGUACUGGGGACACUGAGGUUGACACUCUUGAAGAUGUUGUACUAUAUGUAUGCAUAUAAAUGCUUGUGUGUGCAAAAUACAAUAUGUUUCUAGUAGCAGUACACCUGCUAAAUCUGUAGAAAUAAUCACAACUGCCCUUGGCACUUCAGCCUGAUUAAAAAGAAGGUGCAAAUUUCAAUUUUCAAUUUUCAGGAGGUUUUCAUUUCAUUGGUA